Cyprinus carpio (common carp) is the source of this 3574-nucleotide messenger RNA. Its product is annotated as NACHT, LRR and PYD domains-containing protein 12-like. The record is from RefSeq and is a predicted model, not a curated record. Gene Ontology annotation, molecular function: protein binding. NCBI's taxonomy places the organism in Eukaryota, Metazoa, Chordata, Actinopteri, Cypriniformes, Cyprinidae.
AUGAGUGGAAAAAGAAAUCACCCCCUCACUGUUACAUAAACACUCACAGUUGUCAUGAAUGGCAAAAUUACCCAUAUACACCAAAACCACUUUUUGUACCAGGCUGUAAACUAAUGUUCUUCUGCUGUAAAAUUGGCCAUUUUAACAUGGGAGGUCUCUCUCUCUCUCUCUCUCUCUCUCUCUCUCUCUCUCUAUUAUAGAUCAGUGGUCUGACUCUCUUUUGGAGCGAGUCUCUAGCGGCCAGUCGAUGAAUUACAGUUUAAGUCACUUCUGUGUUGGUUUCGAGAGAGAGGGGGAGGUUGCUGCUUGAUAUAUACUCUGCUUCUUUUCUUCUUCUUCUUUUUUCGUACAAAUGCUAACAAAUGAUUUUGUAUGCUAAAACGUGUACGUUGUUUGAACGAAUUAUUUGAGAUCGCAAGCGUUUUCCUGCUGUGUGUGGAGUUUAAAGACGCUCCCUAAGAAUUACAGCUGCGCAAUAAUACACUCGGCGCCAUCAUUGUUUCUCGUGUCUCGAAUAAAAGUGAAAGUAAAUGUUCAGAGUUGAUGUUUCUCCAUUUAAACAGUCAGAAUCGAUUCUAUACGGAAUAUCAAAGUGUUUCAUAGGAACUAAGCCAUGAUUUUCGUGUAGCUGCUUCAUAGAAAGGCGGUGGAUUUUGUGAAUCUGUGUAAAUAAGAGUCAGUGCUGCAGAUCAGAUUCUGUUUCAUCAUGGAGGACACACAAACAUCCACAGAUCAAGAGUUUUCUCCAGGAUGCAGUUCAGUUCAUCAGAAGAGAUCAGGAACAGAGUCCAGCUGUGUGUCUGUGAGGAGUGAUGUGUCUAUGGAUCUGCCAAUAUGGUUUAAGAGUGGACAUACAAAGACUGAUCUCAGUUCAGUUCAUCAGAAGAGAUCAGAAGCAGAGUCCAGCUGUGUGUCUGUGAGGAGUGAUUGGUCUAUGGAUCGUCCAGAGAACUUUAAGACUAGAGAUACAAAGACUGAUCUCAGGAUCUGCAGUCAGAGAUCUUCAUCUCCUGAUCACAGCUGUGUGUCUCUGAAGAGUGAUGGAUCCAUGGGUAAUCCUCCUAACCUCAGUGGUGAAGCAGUGACCUCUGACCCCAGCAGAGCAGAUGGAGAGCGAAGCAUCUCUGGAGGAGUCUCCUCUGUCUUCUGUCUGAACAACACGAGCGUUACAGCAUCUCUGAAUAAACAUGAUCAAGCAGUGAAUGAUGAACUACAGAGAGUCAAAGAGCAGCACAAAACCAGCAUGAAGAACAAGUAUGAGAGAUUAUGUGAGGGACUGAAACUCCAGGAGAACGAGAGCCUCCUGAACAGCAUCUACACACAGCUCUACAUCAUAGAGGGAGAGAGAGAAGGAGUGAAUGAAGAACAUGAGGUUUUACAGAUGGAGAAAACAGCCAGAACAAUUACCUCACAAGACACUCCCAUCUACUGCAAUGACAUAUUUAAAGCCUCAGCUGAAGCAGGAUCUGAGGAGAAAGAGCCAGAUCAAGACUGUUUUCUUACUAAAGGCAUCGCUGGAAUCGGAAAAAAAACCGUCUCUGUGCAGAAGUUCAUUCUGGACUGGGCCGAGGGAAAAGCCAAUCAGGAUGUAGAUUUCAUGUUUGUGCUUCCAUUUCGAGAGCUGAACUUGAUCCGAGAUCAUCAGUACAGUCUUCACAGACUUCUGCUGGACUUUCAUCCUGAAUUUCAAGAUCUGGACUCACAGAUUUAUGAGGAGUGUAAAGUUGUGUUCAUUGAUGGUCUGGAUGAAAGCAGAAUCACACUGAUGUUUUUCAGACGCUCAGAAAUUUGUGAUGUGACUGAGACUUCAUCAGUGGCUGUGUUGAUGUCAAAGCUCAUGAAAGGAGAGCUGCUUCCCUCUGCUCUCAUCUGGAUCACCUCCAGACCAGCAGCAGCCAAUCAGAUCCCCUCCAAAUACAUCCACCGUCUGACAGAAAUUCAGGGUUUCACUGAGCCUCAGAAAGAGGAAUAUUUCAGGAAGAGAAUAAGUGAUCAGCAUCAAGCCAGCAGAAUCAUCUCACACAUCAGAAGAGCAAGAAGCCUCCACAUCAUGUGCCACAUCCCCGUCUUCUGCUGGAUCUCAUCCACUGUGCUUCAGAAGCUCAUGGAAGAAGAUCUGAGAGCAGAAAUCCCUCAAACUCUGACUGAAAUGUACAUCCACUUCCUGCUGAUUCAGAUCAACAUGAGGAAGCAGAAGUAUGAAGAGAAAGAUCCAGAGAAACUCUUGCAGUCCAACAGAGAAGUGAUUGUGAAACUUGCUGAAGUGGCUUUCAAACAGCUGAUGAAGGGCAAUGUGAUGUUCUAUGAGGAGGACCUGAUUGAGAGCGGCAUUGACGUCACUGAUGCCUCAGUGUAUUCUGGGAUUUGCACUGAGAUCUUUAAGCAGGAAUCUGUGAUUCAUCAGAGGAAAGUCUACAGCUUCAUUCAUCUGAGCGUUCAGGAGUUUCUCGCUGCUUUCUAUCUGCUUUACUGCUAUUUAACAAAGAACAAGGAGCCACUGCAUGAACUCAGAUCUUCACUGCAUGAAUUCAGAUUAUACAGGUCUGAUAAAUUAUCUUUGUAUGAUCUACUAAGAUCAGCAGUAGAUAAAGCUCUUGAGAGUAAGAAUGGACGUCUGGAUCUGUUCCUGCGGUUCCUGCUGGGCGUCUCACUGGAGUCCAAUCAGAGACUCUUACAGGAUCUACUGACACACACAGAGAACAGCUCAGAGAGCAUCAGAGAAACCACACAGUACAUUAAAGAGAUGAUCAAAGAUACAUAUAAUCAUAAUCGUCUCUCAGCUGGUGAAUCCAUCAGUCUGUUCCUCUGUCUGCUGGAAGUGAAAGAUCAGACUCUGUUCAGAGAGAUUCAGGAGUUUGUGAAAUCAGACAAACCCUCAGAGAAGUAUCUCUCUCCUGCUCACUGCUCAACAAUCUCCUACAUGCUUCAGAUGUCAGAGGAGCCUCUGGAUGAGCUGGAACCCAAGAAAUACAACACAUCAUCUGAGGGGAGAAGAAGACUGAUACCAGCUGUGAUCAACUGCAGAAAAGCUCUGUUGAGAGAUUGUGGCGUCACAGAUGAAGGUUGUUCUGCUCUGGCUUCAGCUCUGAGAUCAAAUCUCUCACACCUGAGAGAACUGGAUCUGCCUGGGAAUAAACUAGGAGAUUCAGGAGUAAAGCGUCUCUGUGCUGGACUGGAGGAUCCUCACUGUAAACUGGAGAAACUGUGGUUGAUGAAGUGUGGUGUCACAGAUGAAGGUUGUGCUGCUCUGGCUUCAGCUCUGAGAUCAAAUCCCUCACACCUGAGAGAACUGGGUCUGACUGGGAAUAAACUAGGAGAUUCAGGAGUGAAGGAUCUCUGUGCUGGACUGAAGGUUCCUCACUGUAAACUGGAGAAACUGUGGUUGAGAGAUUGUGACGUCACAGAUGAAGGUUGUUCUGCUCUGAAUCCAGUUCUGAGAUCAAACCCCUCACACCUGAGAGAACUGGAUCUGUCUGUGAAUAAUCUAGGAGACUCAGGAGUGAAGCGUCUCUGUUCUGUACUGGAGGAUCCUCACUGUAAACUGGAGAAACUGUGGUAAGAUUAUAUACAACAC